Messenger RNA from Coccidioides immitis RS, 1982 nucleotides. RefSeq lists its product as uncharacterized. The transcript has 2 exons. The coding region runs from base 87 to 1982 and encodes 631 amino acids. Lineage: Eukaryota; Fungi; Ascomycota; Eurotiomycetes; Onygenales; Onygenaceae. The record is from RefSeq and is a predicted model, not a curated record.
CGAGAAUGCAAGCUGUCUCCUAGAGACGAGCAGUUUUGGUACCUUCUAAGAUAACACUCUGGGGGAAAGAACAUGCAUCCGGCUCAAUGCAGCGCUCCUCCGCCCGUUCACCUACCAAACAAAGGGUAGAAACAUGGCCCGGUCCCGCACCUCUCACUAUAUUCCUCCGCAACUUGAAGCUCCUUCGAUUAGACACCCGCUCUGGCUGGCCUAAUAUUACCCUAGAAACUCUCUCCGGAUCGCAGAAUAACCUUCGUCGAAGAAUUCAGGCCGUGGAAUGGUCUCUCUAUCACCUGUUUCUGAUAUGGGACAAGAAUGAGACACAUACUAAGCUACAACCCUUUUUUCCGCCCCUUGAGCCGCUGCAGUCUGUCAACCUAAGAGCUGCGCUCUUCCGCAUGCUCUCGGAUUUAAAGAAGAAUGGCGUUCUGGGGCGAGAAGCGAUUCUCCGGAAGACCAUGCUAGACGACUGCAAAAGCGAAAGAUUUGAAGAAAUUUUGGCUUCUUUCUCCACAGCCGUUUUGCGCAAAUCUCUCCUCCCGAGCCAAGCUCGAAGCAUUGCUAUCGAUCUAGCCACUGCUCAACAGUUAACGGCAUGCGACCAAAGCAACAUACUCCCGUUGAUCCUUGCCUACCGCUCCUCCCUUAGCUCUACUAUUAACGAAAGGAAGAGUCUUGGCUGCUUCUACGCAAAUCUCAACCAACAUCUCCACGCCAAAGCAGACGAGCUUUCGAAGCGCUCUCCCUCAGGAGCAAGGUCCUUGCUCGCUGCCGAUAAAGUGGAGCAUACACGACGCAAUAUUAUUUCUGCAUGGUACGGCAGUGGAGACUGGGCAAAGGCCAUUUUGGAUGGUGGGUUGCAGGUGGAUUUGGACCCUCUUCUAGAACUGGACUUCUCUCGAUUACGCUUGGUAGCGAAGACUGACGGUUUGGAUUCUGUACGAUCACGACGGUCUUCCGAUCUUCUCGCAGACUUAGACAAACGCAUUGCGCAGCAGAAAUCAAAGUUACAAAAAUGGCGAGAAUUUAGACGGACGUUGACGGAGGAUGAACCAGAUGCUACAAGGACGGAAGCGCACAGCCAAAAUCGCGUGUUGGCGUUCCGGGAUCAUCAAAAAUUAACAGUGGCGUCUCUUGCACAGAUAGGUCAAGUGGCUCAGAACCCAAAUGCCCAAAAUCCGGAUUAUAAGACUCUGUUGGCAGAUUUCCAUGAGUCGCUUGCCAAAUUUAAAUUAGGCGCUAAGCUACCAGAUAGACGGUGGAAGGUGGAGAGCCCCAUACACCAAGAUAGAGAGGAAGAAAGAGUUCACGAUGGUGAAGAAGAGCGAGCGAUGGCUUAUAAGUCCGAUCAAGCUCCUAGCCUGCAAUUGCCUACCCGACUCAGAGAAAUGGAACCCUCAGUAGGAUCAAAAUCAGUCGGUCUGUCUAGGGAUGUCUCGAUGCAAAAUGCUAGCCCUCCUAUGGAGAUGUCACCUGCACAAAUAGCUGAAGCGGCCGCUUCCCAGAGCUACCAAUCUCAAGAACCAAACCCACACGAUCAUACGCACGACAUAUCUGAACGAGCAAACCAUAUUGGCUUCACUCUGGUUGAACGUACUCGACUAUCAAUGUCCCGACUUUCAGUUCCGGAAGCCCGUCCCCGGCAGUCCUUAGGGAAAUCUAGAGUUUCAAGGCAUUCGCAAUCUUUUCCCAUCAACCAGUUCGAGACCCCUGACAAUAAACAGAGACAAAAGCAAGGCCAAAGAUCGGGUGCUACUACUCCAAGAGAUGAGCUAUUCAGCGAAGAUGCGGAUUAUGCCAGUGUGUUUAAGAGUCGGCCGAAGAUUGCUACAAGCCCGGUCGGUUCUCCCGUCGUGCAUGUGCCGGUAUAUGCGGAUGAUAACGCGGCUGAGAUAUCAGAUAUGGAAGUUUGCCAGGGCGACAGUUAUUCCCACCUUGACGCAGAGAAUUCGCCUUCUCUAAGGAGAACGAUGUACAUGUGA